GGUGAAUGAGAAUAAUGGGAUUAUAAAUAUAUUAUAUGUAAUUAAAUAAAACUCAAUUUAAUUUGUACCCAUGAGUGUCUGUAUGUGUUUCCUGUGUUAGUAAUAUAGUUUCUACGUAACAUAUCAUGUGGAAAUGCCACAAGUGUCAUAAACCAGUAUAUUUUGCUGAAAGAAAACAGUCUCUGGGCUAUAACUGGCAUCCGGAAUGCUUGCGGUGCGAAGAAUGUGGCAAAAGACUCAAUCCUGGACAACAUGCAGAACAUAAGGGUGUUCCCUACUGCCAUGUGCCCUGUUAUGGGGCUCUAUUUGGGCCCCAAUUGUUCGGUCAUGGAACUAGAGUAGAAUCUCAUAAGAGUUUUGGUGCCCAGAAUAACUCACCAAAGUUCAAUAAUGGCCCCGUUCUUCCUAGGUCUCAUUUGGAGUCAAAAAUCAAGGUUUAUAAUCAGUUUUUUGAGGGUAAGAGUGGGGAAAUUAGGUCUAGGGAAGUAAAUGGUAGAUUUAUUCUGGAAGGUUCCUUAAGAAUUCAUUGGGGUAUCCAAGGAGUGAUUCAUCUUAAAGAAAAUGAUGACCAGAGAACUGUAGUCACUGUUAGAAAGAGAAAUUCAUACAGAUCACCCAGUCCAGAGUAUGACACUGAUGAUGACAUCCAAAACAUAUCAAGGGAUAGCAGUUAUAACGAAAUAUCAAGUUGUUCUGAUGAUCUUACAAGGUCUGAUACAGGUAUUGAGAGUGGAUCUGAAUCUCUAGAUAUCAGUGUGACUGAUAGUGCUUCUUCUUCUCCACAACAUGUUAUAAAAAGUGUGACAUUGCCUUCCAAAUUAGAUGUUAAGAACAUGGAAUGGGACGAGCUUGAUGAACUUCUUUGUGUUGAAAGAAAAGUGGAUGUUUCUGAACACAUUUACCAGACUAUGCCUGUUACCCUACCUUCACAAGUUAGUACUGAGAGUUCAAGCGGUUCUAGCAAUAGUACUAAGACUGAGAGUGUAUCACAAACUAUAAGGAAUGACAGCACAGACAUGACCAUCAGAAAUGACACUACAUACACAGAUAGCACCUUGAAAGCCCCACUUACCAAUGGUACUAAUAGUCAAGACAAAGUUCCUCUUUUGUCUCCAUCUUUAAGCAAGGAGGACACUUGGCUGAUGCAGAGCAAUCAUUUGAAUAGAUCUAUGUCCGGUCCUGACUGUUUAGGCCGUGUUAGGGAUGCCCAAUCACCUGAAUUUGAUAGGAGUAGCAUGGCAAGUAUGGAAUUGUCUACCAUGACAGAGCAAGCAGAAGAAGUGGUGUUGAGGAGGCCAUACAAAGGUUCAACUGCCAUAAAACGAAGGCCUGGAAAACGAUUGUCAAGAAGUAAAGUAAAAAGAAGAUGCUCCAUCAAUGGCCAUUUUUAUGAUAGAGAAACUAGCUUUUUCACCCCACCCCACGGCAGUCAGAUGAGUGUGUGGGUCACGUCACUAGUCAAUACCAAUGAAGUUAUCAAUUUGUUAUUAGAGAAAUAUAAGGUGGAAAGCGAUGCACAGAACUUUGCAUUGUUUGUUGUAAGAGAUAAUGGAGAACAACGCAGACUGAAAGAGGACGAAUACCCUCUCCUAGCGAGAGUCCUAUUGGGACCUCACGAAGAUGUCGCCAAACUGUAUUUGAUGGACAGUCACAGUACUCCAGAGGUUAGCUGUGAAGUAGCGCAGUUUUUGAAUCUCACUCUAGCAGAAUGCCGCGCCAUUUUGUCGCAGUACUACUCUCAGGAGGAGCGAGAAGUAGCCCGAAUCAAACAGAAAUACGAAGAGAUGAAGUGCAGAAUUUCUCGCAAAUUACACGAAGUCAAGGUCACAGUGUCUUGAUGUUUGUGGAUUUAUACUUUGUUAGGUCUCACUUAUAUUUAACAUUUUUUUUCUUAUAUACAAUAAUUUUUUUAAUACUUAUUAACCCAUUUUUAGAUGUUUUAACUCAAUUAUUUUUUAUAUUAUUGUGUUUUUGUCUUUUUUAUACUUAUUGUUACGUGUUUAUACUUUUUUAUAUAUGCUAUUAAUUUGUAAAGGGCCUUAUAUCGUACCAAUUGGACUAAAUAAUAGAAUUGGGGAUGGAAAAACUCGAAUUACCGCAAUAUAUGUUUCCAGGUUAGGUUAUGUCUAGUUUCAUCCAGAAUAUUAAAUUGAACCAUUUGUUUAGUAUAUAUUUGGUUCAAUUCGUAUGCGAAGGGUCUAAUGUGAAUGUAUACUCGUAUAAAAUACGAAUUAUUGUUUUACGAAUUUAAGAAGUAGUCAAUUGAUGAAGAAACCCAGCGAAUAUAAGAGUUUUUAGAUCAGAAGACUGUAAUGAUUUAAAUAAAAAUAGAUGUAAUAUCUUAAUAAUAUAUUAAAUUCAAACUGUUA
Messenger RNA from Diabrotica balteata, 2369 nucleotides. Lineage: Eukaryota; Metazoa; Arthropoda; Insecta; Coleoptera; Chrysomelidae. The record is from the annotation of a GenBank genome assembly.